GGCAUGAUGAUCAAUAUUAUUCAAACACCAAUGAUCAGAGAGAUUGGUGGUCUGAUAAAGGCUAUUAAGCUUGUAUGUAGAUGUGUAUAUCCAGUAACUCAUUUUAAUGUUAAGCACAGUUACAAUAGUAAUUUCUUUAUUGUUAUUUUUAUGUUAUAAUAGUAUACAAGAAUCUAACAGAACUAUGGAGAAUGUAAAUGGAAUAAGGAUUUCAACAUUUAAUGUACAUGGAUUUUCAACAUGUAAACCAUUCCUGUACAAUUUAUUAUCAACUGUAGAUAUUCUAGGAAUUUCAGAGCACUGGGUAUACAAUGCUGGUUUAUGUAAUGAAAUGAGUACAUUUCACCCGGAUUUUGAAUGUUUAAGUCUGUGUGCAAAGCGAGUAUUUAAGAUUGGUAGAGCGAGUGGUGGCAUUGCUAUUUUUUGGAGGAAAUCUUUAAAUCAUUGUAUUCAAAUAAGUGAUAUUAAUUUACAUUUUGAUGUAAAUCAUGUACUACAUAAGAGAAUUUGUGGUAUAGAAUUAACAAUGCAAGGGAAUAGUGAGAAAUUGUGCAUUUUUAAUGUUUAUUUACCAUCUAAGGAUAAUGACAAUGGUAUUGCAUAUUCAAAUGCCUUAGAUAUCAUUGAUAAUAUUAUUGAAACUAAUGAUAUGCAUCAGAGAUGCAUUAUAAUUGGGGAUCUAAAUGGUGAUCCUCGUGCUUUAAAUAGUGAUAACCCUCAAUCACAAGGAUCACUGUUAUCUGAAUUUACUCACAGGAAUGAAAUGAACAGUGUGAGCUCAAUACAUACACUUAAAGGUCCUAGGUAUACAUACACUGGAUAUAAUGGAACAGUUUCUUGUAUUGAUCAUAUUUUAAUACCACAUAAUAUGAACAGUCAAAUAGUUGAAGUUUCGCAUAUAGAGAAUCCUGUUAAUACAUCUGAUCAUUUGCCAGUGAGAGUAAUUUUGGAAUUAAAGUGCAAUUUCCAAAAUUCUGAGAAUAUUAUGCAGUCCUCUAAACUUGCAUGGAAUAAGGUGUCUAAAGAUUUUAUAAAUGACAAUUAUUUUCCUUUAGUGGAAUCUUUAUUUAAGAGGCUGAAUGAAGAGAAAUCUAUAGAUAAUGACAACACAUUUGAUAAAAGAAAAUUCUCACCAAGUGAAAUAGAGGAGUUUAUGGAAAGUAUAACUAAAAAUUUUAAUUCAGCUGCCAAUUUAUCUAUACCUAAAAUCCGGUUCAGGAAAAAGAAUGGUAAACCCUACUGGAAAUGUAACCCACUAUUACCCCAGAUAACAAAGGAUAAAAAGAUUGCUUAUGAUAACUGGUGUGCAGCGGGAAAACCAAGGGAAUCCAAUAAUGUUCUUUGGAUUAAAAUGAAAGAGUCUAAAAAGGCUUUAAGGAAAGCUUUAAGGCAAGCUGAGUA
Molecule: messenger RNA, 1401 nt
Organism: Owenia fusiformis
Lineage: Eukaryota; Metazoa; Annelida; Polychaeta; Sabellida; Oweniidae
Source: the annotation of a GenBank genome assembly